UCCUUUUCUCCAAACCAAACCAAACCAACCUUCUUAUUUCUCUACCUCUCUUUCUCUUCUCUCCACCUGUAGACCGUUGCAGAGUCCAUUCGAAGACACGUCUUCAUUUCCUUUCUCUUCCAUUUCUCUCCCUCCUCCCAGAAAGAAAAAGAAAAGAAAAGAAAAGAAAAGAUAAGCCAUUAGCAGCUUCUCUGAGUUUGGAAGCUCAUCAUCAUGAAUAAUGCUUCUUUGAUGGCUUCUUCUUCUCUCAGGAAGCUCUUAGCUCUGUUUCUGCUACUGGGUAUUCUUGGAAACCAUGUUGUCCAUGCAAGGUUUGUGGUGGAGACAGAGAGCAUCAGAGUUCUAUCUCCAUUGCGUAUGCGUGGUAAGCAUGAUGGUGCUAUUGGGAACUUUGGAGUUCCUGACUAUGGAGGUUUCAUUGUUGGUUCGGUUGUUUAUCCCGAUAAAGCGUCUUUUGGGUGUGAGCCUUUUGAAGGUGGUAAGCCUUUCAAACCUCGGUUUCCUCGCCUCACUGUUCUUCUUCUUGAUCGUGGAGGUUGCUACUUUGCAUUGAAGGUAUGGAAUGCUCAACAGGCUGGGGCUUCAGCAGUUUUGGUUGCUGAUACUGUCGAAGAGCCUCUAAUAACAAUGGAUUCUCCCGAGGAGAGCAAUGAUGCAGAUGCGUACAUUGAGAAGAUUGGAAUUCCAUCGGCUUUGAUAAAGAAAUCUUUUGGUGACAGCUUGAAGGAGGCUUUGAAGAACAAGGAAGAUGUUGUGAUCAAAUUAGACUGGAGAGAAUCAAUGCCCCACCCUGAUCAGAGAGUUGAGUAUGAGUUCUGGACAAAUAGCAAUGAUGAGUGUGGGGCUCGUUGUGAUGAGCAGAUGGAUUUCGUGAAGAGUUUCAAGGGUCAUGCUCAGAUUCUUGAGAAAGGGGGUUACACUCUCUUCACUCCACACUACAUAACUUGGUAUUGUCCUCAGGCUUUCGUCCUUACCAGUCAAUGCAAGUCUCAAUGCAUAAACCAUGGGAGAUAUUGUGCACCUGAUCCAGAGAAGGAUUUCGGAGAAGGGUAUGAAGGGAAGGAUGUGGUGUUUGAGAACUUGAGGCAGCUUUGUGUGCAUAGAGUUGCUAAUGAAAGCAACCGAUCAUGGGUUUGGUGGGAUUUCGUGACUGACUUUCAUAUCAGAUGUUCCAUGAAAAAUAAGAGAUAUAGCAAAGAAUGUGCUGAGGAAGUCAUGAAAUCUCUUGAUUUACCCAUUGAGAAGAUUCAGAAAUGUAUGGGUGACCCUUUAGCUGAUGUGGAGAAUGAAGUGCUAAAAAAUGAGCAAAUAGUGCAGGUUGGGAAAGGAUCUCGUGGUGAUGUUACCAUCUUGCCAACAUUGGUUAUUAACGAUGCUCAGUAUCGAGGAAAAUUGGAGAGAACAUCUGUUCUGAAGGCCAUAUGUUCUGGAUUUAAGGAGUCAACUGAGCCUGCAGUUUGUUUAAGUGGAGAUCUUGAGACUAAUGAGUGCCUUCACAACAACGGUGGCUGUUGGCGGGACAAGCAUUCUAAUAUAUCUGCUUGCAAGGAUACAUUUAGGGGAAGAGUUUGUGAGUGCCCUGCUGUGAAUGGUGUUCAGUACAAGGGUGAUGGUUAUACAUCUUGUGAAGCUUAUGGACCUGCUAGGUGCACAAUUAACAAUGGAGGAUGUUGGUCAGAGACUAGACACGGGUUAACUUUCUCAGCUUGCUCGAACUCUGAACUAUCUGGCUGCCGAUGCCCUGAAGGCUUUCACGGGGAUGGUCAUAAAUGUGAAGAUGUCAACGAAUGCAAGGAACGAACUGCUUGUCAAUGUAAUGGUUGCAGCUGUAAGAACACUUGGGGUGGAUAUGAAUGCAAGUGCAAGGGAAACCAACUCUAUAUAAAGGAGAAUGAUACAUGUAUCGAAAGACAUGGAUCAAGAUUUGCAUUGUUCCUCACUUUCCUCGUCCUUGUGGCCGUAGCAGGAGCUGGUAUAGCUGGUUAUGUAUUUUACAAGUAUAGACUUCGGUCUUACAUGGACUCAGAGAUCAUGGCAAUUAUGUCCCAGUACAUGCCUCUCGACAAUAAUCAUCACAAUCAAGUCCAAACCGCGGAGGCAGAACCUUUACGACGAACAUAAGUGUGACUGUAUAUGUGGAUAUACAUACGAGAAAUGAAAAGCUAAAGGAGUUGCUGCUGCCAGAAAGCAUCCAUAGAAGGAAUAGAUAUUAGGAAUUUCAUACAAAGACCAGAGAGAGAGAGAGAGAACCAGUUCCAUUGUACCACCAUUUUAGGAUUUAAUGUCUUUUUGAGAUUCUACAUAUAGGAGUUUUCUCAUGGAACAAUUUUUAACUGUGUAAAUAAAGUUGUCAUGGUGUAAAUUGUUACCUAAGGUAAAAAUGAGUAUUGAAUAUAAUGAUCAAUAAUACAUAGAUAAUGGA
Molecule: messenger RNA, 2422 nt
Organism: Ziziphus jujuba (common jujube)
Lineage: Eukaryota; Viridiplantae; Streptophyta; Magnoliopsida; Rosales; Rhamnaceae
Product: vacuolar-sorting receptor 7
Exons: 13
Coding region: 214-2121 (635 amino acids)
Molecular function (GO): calcium ion binding
Source: RefSeq, a predicted model, not a curated record